Messenger RNA from Williopsis jadinii, 1512 nucleotides. RefSeq names its product Thioesterase/thiol ester dehydrase-isomerase. Gene Ontology annotation, cellular component: mitochondrion. Gene Ontology annotation, molecular function: fatty acyl-CoA hydrolase activity. Bases 1 to 1512 code for a protein of 503 amino acids. Gene Ontology annotation, biological process: acyl-CoA metabolic process. The record is from RefSeq and is a predicted model, not a curated record. Lineage: Eukaryota; Fungi; Ascomycota; Saccharomycetes; Phaffomycetales; Wickerhamomycetaceae. The transcript is spliced from 3 exons.
AUGGAAUAUCAUGAAAAGCCACAGCUUGAUCAAGUGGGUAAAACUCUGGAGGUGACGAUGAUGAUGAUGAUGAUGAUGAUCGAUGGUAGUAAAGCUGAAGAUGCCAGCGCCACGUUCCUUGCUGAUAAGAGGGAUGUUAACAGAAUUAACCAAGCAACUUGGUUGACAGCACUCGCUGAGAGAAAACGUCAAUUGGCCCAGGGUAAAGUGAUUGACUCAUAUUCCUACAAUACCCCUCAAAAGCCGGUUAUUCAGGACAAGACCCGCGCAGAGUCGUUCAGUUAUUUGGUGUUGCCAUUCAAGGAGGAUCCUUGGCUCACUGAUUUCUAUGCAAGCGCAGCUGGUAGAAUGCGUAUGGGUCAAAUCUUUCAAGAUUUAGAUGCCCUUGCUGGAAGAAUUGCCUAUAGACAUGUCAGUCCUGCCAUGCCGAUUAUUGUGACAGCAAGUGUUGAUAGAAUCUACAUGGUUAAAAGAGUAGAUGACAUCCAGAACAAGAACUUUAUUCUGUCAGGCUCUGUUAUCUGGACUGGUAGAUCCUCAAUGGAAAUUGUUAUCAAGGCAUCUGCUACUGAUAAAGACGUCAAGAAGGAUUUGAAAGAGGAAGAUAUCAAAGAGGAGGACGUAUUCCUCACUGCGAACUUCACCUUUGUUGCGAGAAACCCUGAGACCCAUAAAUCAUUCCCUGUUAACAGGUUACUACCAAUCUCUGAAAAGGAAUGGAUCGACUUCAGAAGGGCAGAAUCCCAUAACGCUGCAAAGAAGCUGGCCGCUACAAAGGAGACAUUAUCUAAGAAGCCACCAACAGCUGAAGAAUCACAGAUCAUCCAUAACAUGUAUCUUGAAUCGAAGAACCUUGAAUCACUCCAAUCCAUGCCAAAAAACAUUGGGUUUAUGAAGGAUACAGUGACAAAUUCAACCUCGUUCAUGCAACCCCAGUACAGAAACAGACAUUCCUAUAUGAUCUUUGGUGGUUACUUGAUGAGACAAACUUUUGAAUUGGCUUACUGUAAUGCUGCUGCUUUCUCUCAUGCAUUCCCAAGAUUUGUGUCUUUGGACUCCACUACUUUUAGAGCACCAGUUCCUGUGGGUUCCGUGCUCUACAUGAAAUCAACUGUUGUCUAUACUGAGCACAUUCACGAAGCAGAAGUUCGUUCUAAGGAAGCCUUCAAGGAACACCAACAAGAAUUUGGUGGCUUGUUGAACUUUGACACUACACCUGCUAACAAGCUCACAAAUGAUCCGGAUGAUUUCUUGAACAGACCAGGAACUUUGAUCCAAGUGAAAGUUGAUACAUCUGUUAGAGCAUUGAACGAUGAGAAAACUACUCCUUCUGGAUCAUUCAUUUACUCAUAUUUCGUCCCAAGAGACGCUACUCAAGAAGGUGAAAGUGACCCAGGUUACUGUUCUGUGAUUCCUGAAACAUACUCCGAGAUGAUUGAAUUCAUUGAAGGUAGAAGAAGAGCCCAAGCUACAGCUCGUUAUGGAGAACAAAUCAAGAGCCAAGCUUUGUAA